AUGAUUGAUAUUGAUAAUACUUAUGAACCAAAGAAUUUUGAUAUUCUUUUAACGGACGUUUGUGGAAAAGACCUUCGCGAAGGAAUAUCAGAAAGACUUGGAGUAGAUCAUCUUUCGGACUCCUCAAAAAAAUUUGAUGAUGAUAUUAAUGGAAUUAUGUACGGGGUCAACUUUCGGCUUUUUUGUGCAACGACGAUAAAAAUCAACAAAAAGAUCAAGGUUGUACACUUCCUCUUAGAUACAGGUUCUCCAGUUACCUAUAUCAGUGAGGAUGUAUUAAAUGCAUUCGGUGUGUCUGCAAUCAGACCAAAUGAUAAAAUUCUCGUAGAAAUUAAUAAUAUACGAACAUUUGUCAUGAUGUCACCAACGAUUUCACAUUUCAGUGAAAUAAAUCUUAUUGGAACGGAGUUUAUGGUCUUAUCUGAAUCAUUACUAACCGUAGAUUUCAGUAAAAGGCGCUUUUCUUUGAAAUUGAAUUUUUAUCAAAAUCAAGGGGUAGAAGAGGUGGAGACUAAAAGAAUGCUGGCUAUACAAAACAACAUUUCUUACAUUUAA
Molecule: messenger RNA, 555 nt
Organism: Funneliformis geosporum
Lineage: Eukaryota; Fungi; Glomeromycota; Glomeromycetes; Glomerales; Glomeraceae
Source: the annotation of a GenBank genome assembly